This is a messenger RNA of Homalodisca vitripennis (glassy-winged sharpshooter), 911 nucleotides long. RefSeq lists its product as uncharacterized. The coding region runs from base 321 to 911 and encodes 196 amino acids. The transcript has 5 exons. Lineage: Eukaryota; Metazoa; Arthropoda; Insecta; Hemiptera; Cicadellidae. The record is from RefSeq and is a predicted model, not a curated record.
AUCAACCAUUAAAUUUAAUUAGCAGUUGCACUGAGGAUAUCUGUACUGUAUGGUCUUCUCAAGAUAUUGUUUCUUUGAAAUGUGUUUGGUUCAUAUAAAAUGUGAUCUAUUAGAAAGGAAAGGAAAUAAUUAAUUGAAUCUAUUAUUUGUGUUAAUUAGCUGUACUUAGCGCUAACAACUAAUGAUUAUAAACCGAAUUCUCUUUUGCCUAGUCUUUUGAAGUUUUAGUUUUCCUAAAUUUUAUCAGAUUUUCAUAAAUUGAAAGAAAAACAAGCCAAUAUCGUGUUUGAUACUAAAAUUCGUAGAUACAAAACCCUUUCAUGGGCUUGCUGAUUAUACUACUCUCUGUAAUAUUGUUCACAUGGAGUCAGAAUUUAAUUAAAGGUGAACCAACUGCCAAAGAUAUCACCACCAACAUAAAUAUUAAUGAAAACAUAAAUUUCAAACCCCCAACAACAAGGAAUAACGAUAUAAUCCAUCUAAAUGGAGGAAAUACUACCGAGUCUACAAAAUUGGAAGCGGAAGACAAAGUCGUCUUUAGGAACAACAAAAUUGUCAUCAGACAAGCGAUCCUUAAGGGUGACAGCCCAGUCAGUUCUGACAUCCUUACCAGGUGCUUAGGGGUGUUUGCUUUAUCUUCAUGCCAGGCAGACACUAUCCAGGUCAAGGUGUUCAACAUCCUUGAGGAUCAGUAUUCCAGCAAAUUCUGCUUCUCUCUUGCAACCUUCUUCCAAAAAGAUUAUCCUUGCUUUGAAGCGAAGUCUACAUCAGAGGGAAUCGCCUUCAAAAGUAUCCAGGGCAAUGACAGUAAUGUGGAUUCCUUAAUAAUGCUGUUACAGCGCACUCAGUUGGAGAUCGAGAGCGUCGCUCUCUCUAGGUCAAGUACCAUCCUAGCCAGUGUAGAAGAUUAA